AUGUCCGGUGCUUCUGCUAUCAGCGGAAGAUCACUGGCCUCGCCGACGACACCGAUUUCGCAACAGACUUCUGAAAGACACAUCUUCCCAAAUGUCGCAUUGCAAGAUCUGGCAGCUGAAAAUGCCGACGCCUCCUUUCGCCGGGUCAACCAUGAGCUUGACCGGGCUUCGGGCAAUUAUCUUCGCCCACUGCAUAAGUUGCUACCGCUGGCCGCAGUAAACCCCAAGGAUUGGUUCAAGCCCUCUUCCCAGAAGCACUGCAUGCCAAGUUCAUCCACGUCUCACACAGAAAUUGGACAGGGACAAGCUAUUACAAUCAUCCUGUUCAUUAGGAAUUUGGUUUGA
Messenger RNA from Protopolystoma xenopodis, 345 nucleotides. Lineage: Eukaryota; Metazoa; Platyhelminthes; Monogenea; Polystomatidea; Polystomatidae. The record is from the annotation of a GenBank genome assembly.